Messenger RNA from Coregonus sp. 'balchen', 1124 nucleotides. The record is from the annotation of a GenBank genome assembly. NCBI's taxonomy places the organism in Eukaryota, Metazoa, Chordata, Actinopteri, Salmoniformes, Salmonidae.
AUGUCGGUUCCUUUGUCUGGGGUAGAGCUGCUCAGACUGUGUACAGUGCUGCAGGACUGUGCUGAUCAGCUGUCAGUGCUGGGUAACAUCAUGCCCGACACCUACAGGGGUCGUCCAGAAGCUAAUAUGGUAUUAUAUAUCUGAUUAUCCUCAGCUUACAUUAUUUUGGCAGCUAAUGUCAGUUGGCUUUUUCAAGCGAUGAUGUCUUUUUAGCUAAUAAUGAAUGGUAGGCUUGCUAUCCAAGCUGUAAUUUUCUCAUAUUCAGCACCUAUUCAUCUGUUUUUGUGGAAGGUUGUGUCAGCUGACAUUGGACAGGUCCUUGAACAGCAGAAACGGGCAGAGCAGAACCUGAAAGCAGCCCGUCAGUUUGAGAGAGAGGCUGGGGGACUGUCAGAUGCCACCCAUGAGCUGCACAGGUCACAGAAGGAACUGAACCGCACACUAGAGGAGAACCCACUGUCCCCUGACUACCUGGCCAAGGUGCAGAGAGACAGGUGGGUUCCAGAUAGCUUUGGUUCCGGGCUUUAGUACACGUUCCGACCUGGACCAGAGCUAGGGUCCAGACAAUUUAAUAAAAUAGAAGAAGCCCACAACUCUGAUGUGCUUCAAACAGUGAUUUAUUAAUGUGAUGCACACAUGGGCGGCAGGUAGCUUAGUGGUUAAGAGCGUAGUGCCAGUAACCGAAAGGUCGCUGGUUCUAAUCCCCGAGCCGACUAGGUGAAAAAUCUGUCGAUGUGCCCUUGAGCAAGGCACUUAACCCUAAUUGCUCCUGUAAGUCGCUCUGGAUAAGAGUGUCUGCUAAAUGACUAAAAUGUAAAAUGUAAAUGAUAGAUAACUUUUAAUUGGGUUCUUUUUCAGGUUGACCACUGAACUAAACACAUUGCCAUUGUUUACACUUGUCAAACAUUUCCAAGGUGCAGAGCAGACUGUAUUAACUGUGAAUCCAAAAAGUACCCUGUAUGCCAUCAAGGUCAUUCUCUCGCUCUCUCAUAUACAGGCAGUUUGUGGCUCACGUGAUCACUGAUUUGUUGGCAGAGCUGCAAGAGAGAGGGACCUUUCACAGCUUGCUUUUGGCUGUGGAAGAAGAGAAAAGAAGGAAGGCCAACCUCCUGGACAUAAUAAUC